This is a messenger RNA of Aegilops tauschii subsp. strangulata, 650 nucleotides long. The record is from RefSeq and is a predicted model, not a curated record. NCBI's taxonomy places the organism in Eukaryota, Viridiplantae, Streptophyta, Magnoliopsida, Poales, Poaceae.
UUGGUGUUAGGGUUAUGCUAUGGUUAGGGUUGUGGUUAUUGUUAAGUGGGGGUUAGGGUUAACCAAGAAUUCUCGGUUUUGUAGGCAUGGCUUCAUCCGGUUCCAUGACGAGGCCACCGUGUGCUAACCAAGAAGACAUGCCGAACAAGUGGGAGGACGCAUCUUUGGACAAGGUGAAGGAGAAAGAUGUCAACAUCCCGCCAUGUUGGUGUGGAGAUGUUUGCAAGGUGAAGGUGUCCACCGACCGAAAGAAAUCAUGGACGGAAGGGCGGAGAUAUUUUGUAUGCCCGAACUAUGCUUAUGAUCGUGCACUUCCAACUAACGCCUAUGACCAACCACCGUCACCGCCUCCUCUAUGCAAGUACUUCACGUGGAUAGAUCUUGAAGUGCCAGAAGAUGUCAAAAAGGACCAAUACCAAGAUUGUCUUAGGCGGCAACGGCGGUUCGAAGAAUCGUUUCGAAGAGGCUUGGAGGAAGAGCGUCGUCAGAAGGAGAGGAUGGAGCGGAAGAAACGAGAGGAGGAGAGGGCACACCAAGCGAAACUUGCUCGUGAGGAGGAGAGGGCAAGAAAGCUUGCAAAGGCUCGCGAGGCGCAAGAGGAGGACUCGGCACGUGACAAGAAGGGGAAAUGGCCUCGCUCUACUCAGUAG